Messenger RNA from Cyanistes caeruleus (blue tit), 3245 nucleotides. RefSeq names its product transmembrane protein 45A (gene TMEM45A). The record is from RefSeq and is a predicted model, not a curated record. NCBI's taxonomy places the organism in Eukaryota, Metazoa, Chordata, Aves, Passeriformes, Paridae.
GCAGGACAGCGUCUGGGAAUGAAGCUGGUCUCUGCAUUUCCUGGACUAAGUGUGUGACUAGGAGCCCCAUUUAUCACCACCUAACCCAGAGACUACGCUGAAUUUGGAGCUGACAGCUUCUUCAUGAGGUCUUCUGGGGUGGCUUCCCUGCAGCCUCUGACUAUUUAUCACCACAGUGAGCCUAAAGGUAUUGCCUAGCAGGAAACCAUGGGCAAUUUCAAAGGGCAUGCCCUCCCUGGAAGCUUUUUCCUUCUUUUUGGCUUAUGGUGGUCAGUGAAGUACCCACUGAAGUACGCCUGUCGAAAAAACAAGAAUGCUUGCUACCUUGGCUCCAGGGCAGGAUUCCAGCGCCUGGAGUUUGUUGAAGGCAUCAUCAAAGCUGUCUUUGCCCUCAUUGGGAUGGUGGCUGAGCAGUUUGUUCCUGAUGGACCUCAUCUGAAGCUGUACAACUACGAGAAGAAGCACUGGGAUCACCUGAUGAACUGGCAGCAUGCCACCAUGUACCUCUUCUAUGGCAUUUCAGGGCUGGUGGACAUCGUGGCACACGGGACCAACGCCCUGCCAGCAGCCACGGACAGGAUGAUGCUUUCCUUAGCAGUCUUUAUUGAAGGUUUUCUUUUCUGCUACCAUCUUCAUGGGAGAGCCAUGCUGGAUGUUCAUGUUCAUCAGUUACUGCUAUUUGCUGUCUUUGGAGCUGCUGCCUGCAUAUUUUUGGAAGUUUUUUUCCGUGGCAGUAUUGUGCUAGAGAUGCUCCGUACUAGCCUCUGCAUAUUACAAGGCAGCUGGUUCUGGCAGAUUGGCUUUGUUCUUUAUCCUCCAAAUGGGAGCCCAGAGUGGAAUCAGAUGGAUCACACUAACAUGAUGUUCCUGACCAUGUGCUAUUGCUGGCAUUAUGCCUUUGCUUUUCUAAUACUUGCAGUGAAUUACACAAUUGUCAGCUGGGCAGUCCGUUUGAAGGUUAAGCAGUCCCAGUCCAUGGAGAUGGGUUUACUGAAAACAUCUGAACGAGAUCACGAGUCAGAAGAAGAAAUUUAGCAUGAAUAUGGAUUGACCAGUUCAUCCACUCCAACCAUUAGGCUAAUUGAUACCUCAUUUCUACAUAUUUUUUUGCCAUCUUAUUCAUUCUUUACUACAACUUGCUUCACAAAUAUCAAUCCCCUAUGAUGUCAACAUUUAAUACACAGUUAUAUACAUAUUUUUUUUUGUGAAGGGUAAGCUUGAUAUGGAUUUAUGCUGGUUGCACUAAUACCUUGCAUCUCACAUGCUUCAAAGAAAAUCAGACUAGUGUUAGACAGACUUGGCGUGGAUGAGGCGGCACAAUGAAGUCUGUAUGUUUACCUCAUUAAAAGCUAAGCAAAAUUCUUUUCAGCCACUGCUGGACAUAAAGUUUCCAUAAUUAGGGUGUCUAGGUAUGCAUGUUGCUUGCCCUGCAAGUACCUGUGGAUAAACAACCGUGCAGACCCGGAAAACAGCAGAACAAGAUAAAGAAACCACAGUCUUGUCUUGUGUAACAACUUUGUGUCUCUGCUUGUGUGUCUUUAAGUUAAACAGAAAGAACUUCUCACUGUGAGCAUAUCGAGUGUUCAUUGAAGAGUUUGUAGUGUGUUCACUCCCCCCAGAGACACUACCAAGCCUGCCAGGAGGACCAAAGAUGUGUAAUAUGAUCAAAAACCAGUGUUUCAUGUUGUUCAUGCUUGUGCCUAGACAGUCCUGUGUCUUUGCUGUCCUUUGACUUUGCAAGGCCCUGGAAGUGGCUCUGCCUUCCCUUGGUGCCUGGAACAAUUUCUUUUCCAGAAAGGCUGAGGGGUGUCCAGUCAAGCAGCACCUAACUACAAAACCAGCUUGUUUCCCAGUGUUGUUUUCUUUCCUUUGAUGGAAUUGGAUGGUUUUCUGCAGGACUCAGAGCAGACACGUGGCCCACCCCCUGAGUCAGGAGUGGGUAAUUCUGCUCUGUGGGCAGGAUAAGAGGGUUUUGCAUCUCUUUCCCUGUGUCACCCCCUCAGCCACCAGGCAGCCUGACAGCGCUGCACAGUGAGCUGUGGGAGGGCAGAUGUUGCCUUCUCAGUAGCUCCAUACCUAGCUACCAACACCAGUGAGGGAAUUAAAAAAUAACACCAUUUUUAAUGGCAUUUAUUUUCUCUGUGAAAACUGAUCUAGUGGAAAGCACAGUGUUCAUGGCCAAUGGCAGCAAACUGAUUGAUUAAAAAAGCUAGCUAAUAAAAUAGUUAGUACCUCAAAGGGAUCCCAAAACACAAAAAAAUCCUUUCAGGGUUUUUCUAAAACUACUUUACCUUCAAUGUAACAUAAAUAUUUACUUCACUUUUAAGAUCUACCUUUUAUCUCCCUUUUUUUCAAGGAGCACCUUUCUUAGCUGUUAAUGCUGUAUUUUAGUCUGUCAGUUUUGUCAGUGCCUUUCCAAAAUCAGUGGUGUUGUUUAUUCUGAAGGAGAUCAUCAGAAAGUACUUUGCUUCUCACAGGCAGGAACAAUGCAAAUUUCUUCACUGCUUUUCUUGAUAAAUACAUUUAAUGCCGUGCAAAUGUUAAGGUGCUGUAUCUCUAAAUUAAAGGGAUAACUUAAGCAGGAUGGAAAGCACAAUAAACUGUCUGAGCUUUUGUAUGUCUUCUUAGAAGACUUCAGUUGUUAAUUUUUAAAAUUAUUUUAGAUGUUUGCCAAGUAUUGUGAAGUAACACCUGUGACCAGGUGUCAGAUUAUCCAGAUGAAUCUUCUUUGGAAAGCAAGAGCAGUUGGCUCACGUAGGUUUCUACAUUUACAAAUGUCAAAGAGGAAAUUGCACGUUGUUAGCCAAAGAUCACUGCUUUUCUUAGCAGCCCCUUUUCAGUGCCUUUCUCUGAAGGCUCUUGGAGAUUUUGGCAAGCUUUAGCAAAGCCUGGUUUUGGACAUUCUGGUAUUGGUAUGGUUUGUAGCUCCGUGUCUCAGUUUACAGCGGUCUUUCUACAGAAUGAAAUAACUGUAUUUACUCCACUCUGCAAAUCUAAGACUUGAGUUUGAUUACUGUGGUUCCAUUAAAAUCAGAUUUUCUGUGGCAGGAAGAUCCAUGGCUUCCCUGAGGAUCUUGCCAGUUAAUUGCAGCAGGGAUACAUUUGCCAAAUGUAUCCCUGUUAUGAUCUUACCCUCGCUGCGCCGCAUCACUGCUGUCUCUAAAUUGUGGGGAUUUUUUUUAAAGGGCAAAUCUUUCUGCCUGUUAGAAUGCUUGAGCCACAAAGCUUCUGUAGUGCUGGGCAGA